This is a messenger RNA of Tachysurus vachellii, 3024 nucleotides long. It is a transcript of the gene ccm2, whose product is annotated as CCM2 scaffold protein. The transcript is spliced from 11 exons. Bases 389 to 1744 code for a protein of 451 amino acids. Gene Ontology annotation, biological process: vasculogenesis; heart development. NCBI's taxonomy places the organism in Eukaryota, Metazoa, Chordata, Actinopteri, Siluriformes, Bagridae. The record is from RefSeq and is a predicted model, not a curated record.
CGCCCAAAAUGGCGGCACGAUUGAAAAGUUUGAUGCUGUUUUUGUUCUAGUUUGAAGUUUAUUUAUUUAUUUUUUUUUAACUUGUUCUCCUUUAGUUCUUGCACAAGUGCCUGUCCUGAAGCGAAUAACGAAGGGUGUUCUCUUAAUGUAUCGCCAUGAAUCAGUGAUAAUAAGUGAUACUGCGGUUUUAUUUCAGUUUGUAGAGGUUCACUGCUCAGAUUAACGUUACAGAGAGAGAUAGAGACACACACACACACACACACAGACACAGACAGAGAGAGAGCGCACUGUUACUGAAGCCAUAUAUCCAAUUAAACAUGAAUAGCACUUGUACAUAGAGAUGGGGGAUGAUGAAAAGAAACUAAAAAAGAGUUUCUAGUGAGAAACCAUGGAGACAGAGCCGGGUAUCGUGUCUCCGUUUAAGCGUGUGUUUCUGAAGGGGGAGAAAGGGAGAGAUAAGAAAGCUCAGGAGAAGUGCACCGAACGACGGGCUCUUCACACCUUUUCACUGUCUGUCCCUGACCACCGGAUUGACCCAGACAUUCUGCUCAACGAUUACAUUGAGAAAGAGGUUAAGUAUCUAGGGCAGCUGAGCUCAAUCCCAGGAUACCUCAAUCCCUCUAGCCGCACUGAAGUUUUACAGCUGGUUGACAAUGCCAGGAAAUCUCACCAGCUGGCAGGUCAGCUGACAUCGGAGCAAGAUGCCUUGGUCAGUCUGUCUGCCUACAACAUCAAACUGGUGUGGCGUGAUGGAGAGGACAUCAUCCUGAGAGUACCUAUCCAUGACAUUGCUGCCGUUUCCUAUAUUCGAGAUGACUCCCUGCACCUGGUCAUUUUGAAAACAGCCCAAGAGCCUGGAGGUUCACCUUGUCCCAGCACAUGUCCGGAGCUGUCGAAGUCACCUACUCUGAGCUCUUUGUCGGAGAGUGGAGCCGUGGACAUUUGCUGCCUACUCGUGCUGGCCGUCGAGAACAAGGCAGCAGCAGAGGAGCUGUGUCUGCUCCUCAGUCAGGUCUUUCAGAUAGUCUACACAGAAUCUACUAUCGACUUCCUGGAUAGAACCAUCGACUUUCUCGAUGGAGCUACAACACCCACUCGGCAUCUCUCCCUCUACAGCGAUGACUCCUCAAGCAAGGAUGUUAAAGAGCCAUUUCAAGGAAGCUCAGGUGCAUUCUUGUUUCAGAGCUCAUUAGAGGCAGUAGGUCAUUCUCCGUGCUCAUCACCAUCAUCCACACCAGCAUCACCACAGGACAAAACAGCCAGUGAGAGUGAACUAAGCACAACAGCAGCAGAACUGCUACAGGACUACAUGACCACGUUGAGAACAAAAUUGUCCUCUCAAGAGAUUCAGCAGUUUGCUACACACUUGCAUGAGUACAGAACCGGUGCCUCUAUCCACGAGUUCUGUAUCAACCUGAGACAGCUCUACGGAGACAGCAGAAAGUUCCUCCUACUCGGCCUUAGGCCCUUCAUCCCAGAGAAGGACAGUCAACACUUUGAGAACUUUCUAGAAACCAUCGGCGUGAAGGAUGGCCGAGGCAUCAUUACUGACAGCUUUGGCCGCUACAGACGUACAGCCAGUUCAGCUUCUGACUCAACCACCAAUGGCAAUGGGGCAGCAGGAGGAUCAGAUGAAGGGGCCGUGUCCUCUGAGGGUGAUGAGUGGGACCGCAUGAUCUCAGACAUCAGCAAUGACAUCGAAGCAUUAGGGUGCAGUAUGGACCAGGAUGGUGUGUCAACCUGACUGAAAAAAAACUCUGUGUGCUUAAGCCCACUGUCUCCACUUGAUAUAUUGACUAUUACAUAGUCCAUUGGUUCAAGUCAAAUGAUGCUGGAAUGUCAAUAUUAUGCCACCUCAGUUUAAUCCUGGCUUUUAUGUAUUGCUGUGACCACAUUUCAGUCAUUCAACUGAAUGAUGGUGCUUUUUGAGACACUUGAAGUGCACGAGGACAUUCUGUAUCUGUGCACGCCACAGAUGAUGCUUUCAUAAGUGUUUAUUGGCAGUAUCUGCUAUCAUUAAUGAGACAGUAACUAUGUAGGCUGAUCUGAGACCAGCAUUUAGCUUUCUUUUAUGAAGGUGUUAGGAUAAUCACAAGAUUUGUAACUCCAUUUUAUUUCUCAAGCACUCACAUUUAAGAAUCAUGCAAAAAAAAAAAAAAUUGAAGUCAAGUGGUAAUACUGUGACUGAUGAGACACAAAGAGAACUGGAAAUGCUAUAUUUUUUAUGAAGUACAUUAAAAUGAUUCACAUUAGUCUGAGGAUUCUGUGCUAAUUCAUAUACAUUGAUUUUUAUAUGAAAUCAAGGCAGUCACUUGGGUAUCUUCAGUAUCAAAGGCAGAUUUUUUUUUUGUUACAGCAUGAGCAUUUUGGGGGUGUGUUGGUGCUGAAGAUAAAAGCAUUAUAAAAGAUCAGUGUUUCCAGAGAGGUGUUUAUUCCUGGUCAAUUUAGCAGCAUUUUGACCCCUGAAUCUCAACUGCUACACAGUAUAUUGUGAGAUUAAAAGAUUGGGUGUCUACCUGAAGUUAUAUGUUUAGCCAAGUGGCUUUCUCAGAUUCAGUUUGGGUUUCAAUAAGCAGUUUAGCUUAACUUCCAAUUCAUCAAGUGUUUUUAUUGCUCUCAUUGUAUUAAUUGUUUGAUGUGUUAUUUUCAUUUUUACUGCAUAACAUUUAAGCACAUUUUUAUUAUUACAUAUUUACAACUAGCACUAGUUGUUACCCCAAUACCCCAUGAUUGAUUUGCAGUGCACCAGGUAGUGAACGUAGCUUUAUACAGUUGUUAAUUUGGGCUAACAACUUGGAGUAUUUAGAUAUUUGACAAGGCCAACUGGCUGGCUGAUGGUGUUUGUUGUUUUGUUUGUGCAAAUAUGUCAUGUUAUAUGUUGUAGCCUUCAGUUUUUUUGUAGCCUGAAAUUGUGCCUUGCAGAUCAACUGCUUAUUAUAUCAUCCAACAGAGAUGUAAGAAUCAUUCUGUAAUCUGUACAGACUGUGACCAACGAGUUGUAUUAAAUAUUAUGUUUAGUAUUCA